AUGUGCAGCUGUGAGGACAAAGAUGAAGAGGACAGGGUCCCUGAUGUUGAGGACUUGCCACUGAGUAACCCUCACAUGUCACAUGUGCGCGUGGUGCAUGGGCUGCUAGAGGGGCGAUCCAGGGUGGGGACUGUCUGGGGUGUUGGGAAGAGCCUGAUGCUGGAUGGCCAAGCCCCCAUGGAGGCCCAGUAUGCAGAGGAGAGUCCAGGAUCCUGGAUCUUCAGAGCAGAGCCAGGAGACCCACUGCGGAGACCUGAGGCCCAGCAGCAACCCAUCUCUUGGGCAGGGCGCUGGUGCACAGGGCGGCGCGGCUGGGCGGCGUUGGGAGCCCUGGUGGUGCUGGCUGGUGCAAGCAUUGGCUCCUGGCUUCUAGCGCUGUAUCUGUGGCCAGCUGCCUCUCAGCCUGUUCCCGGGACCCUGCAGGAUGAGGAUAUGAGCUUAAACUGCUCGGAGGCCAGCGGUGAGGAAGCCCUGCUCCCCUCGCUUCCCAGAGCAGUGUCUUUCAGAAUAAACACCGAGGACUUCUUGCUGGAGGUGCAGAUGAGGGCCCGGCCAGACUGGCUCCUGGUCUGCCACGAGGGCUGGAGCUCUGCCCUGGGGGUACGGAUCUGCCGGAGACUUGGGCAUCUCAGACUCACAGACCACAAGGCAGUGAACCUGUCUGACAUCAGGCUCAACAGCUCCAGGCAGUUUGCUCAGCUCUCUCCUAGACUGGGAGGCCUCCCGGAGGAGGUGUGGCAGCCCAGGGGCAGCUGUACUUCUGGUCAAAUGGUUUCCCUCAGAUGCUCUGAGUGUGGGACCAGGCCCCUGGCUUCCCAGAUAGUGGGCGGGCAGGCGGUGGCUCCCGGGCGCUGGCCCUGGCAGGCCAGCGUGGCCCUGGGAGCCCGGCACACAUGCGGGGGCUCCGUGCUGGCCCCGCACUGGGUGGUGACCGCGGCACACUGUGUGCACAGUUUCAGGCUGUCCCGCCGGUCCAGCUGGCGGGUCCAUGCGGGGCUGGUCAGCCACAGCACGGUCAGUCCGCACCAGGUGGCUGUGGUGGAGCGGAUCAUCGCCCACCCUCUGUACAGUGCCCGGAGUCACGACUAUGACGUGGCCCUCCUGCAGCUCCGGACCCCGCUCCACUUCUCAGACACCGUGGGCGCCGUGUGCCUGCCGGCUGAAGAGCAGGAUUUUCCAAGGGGCUCGCAGUGCUGGGUGUCUGGCUGGGGCCACACUGACCCCAGCCACACCCACAGGUCGGACACGCUCCGGGACACGGUGGUGCCCCUGCUCAGCACCCAGCUCUGCAACAGCUCUUGCGUGUACAGCGGGGCCCUCACGCCCCGCAUGCUGUGUGCCGGAUACCUGGACCGGAGGGCCGACGCGUGCCAGGGGGAUAGCGGGGGUCCCCUGGUGUGCCUGGACAAGGGCACGUGGCGCCUGGUGGGGGUGGUCAGCUGGGGCCGCGGCUGCGCAGAGCCCAACCACCCCGGCGUCUACGCCAAGGUUGCCGAAUUCCUGGACUGGAUCCAGGACACGGCGCAGAUGCCCAGGGUGGAGACCAACAAGAGGAGCAGGGGGCAGCCUGAUUUAUUGCCCUCGGCCCUUUCUCAGCCCCCUCGUCCACACUCAGAGGCUUUGCAAGCUGAGAGACACCCAGGGGCCGGGAGCCACCGGCCAGUGCCGGCCCUUCCACUGGGCCCUCCACAUUCGUGCCAUCGGUGCCUAAAGAUUCGAUGA
This is a messenger RNA of Lipotes vexillifer (Yangtze River dolphin), 1722 nucleotides long. RefSeq names its product transmembrane serine protease 5 (gene TMPRSS5). The transcript is spliced from 13 exons. Lineage: Eukaryota; Metazoa; Chordata; Mammalia; Artiodactyla; Lipotidae. The record is from RefSeq and is a predicted model, not a curated record. Gene Ontology annotation, molecular function: serine-type endopeptidase activity. Gene Ontology annotation, biological process: proteolysis. Gene Ontology annotation, cellular component: membrane. The coding region runs from base 1 to 1722 and encodes 573 amino acids.